Daphnia pulicaria is the source of this 2019-nucleotide messenger RNA. Its product is annotated as galanin-like G-protein coupled receptor npr-9. The record is from RefSeq and is a predicted model, not a curated record. Gene Ontology annotation, cellular component: membrane. The coding region runs from base 838 to 1917 and encodes 359 amino acids. Gene Ontology annotation, molecular function: G protein-coupled receptor activity. Gene Ontology annotation, biological process: adenylate cyclase-activating G protein-coupled receptor signaling pathway; G protein-coupled adenosine receptor signaling pathway. The transcript is spliced from 8 exons. Lineage: Eukaryota; Metazoa; Arthropoda; Branchiopoda; Diplostraca; Daphniidae.
AUAUUUAAGCUUGGCUAAUUAGAAUAUUAGUGUCGUCUGCUAUAGUCUUUGUUUCACAGUUUUGAAAAAGAGACAAAGCUCAAGUAUUAAGAUUUAAGAUUAAUAAAGAAAACAGAAGGUUCUCUUUUUUCUGGAAACGUACGUGGCUGAACGAAAAAUAGCACAACAAAUAAAAUUAGAAAAAUGUGGGCUCGUCGUCGUGUGAAUUCUGUUGCCGCUGCUCUCCAUGCUGAUGCUCUCCACUCCAUGCUGUUUGGCGGAUAAACAGCAUCCCGUUUGGAUUGAAGAAACUACCGAUGCCGGUCGUCGAGUUACGAGCUCUUCUUCCCCUUUCUAUAAAUGUCUUCGUGUACACCCAUGUGAGUGUGGGUGUAUUCACGAGGACCCCCUUUUUCCUAUCCUGCCUGGACCCUGGUGAAUUCAACUUCUCUGCUGAUGGAUGGAGCACUUGUGGGUGCCUGGCCGUAUUAAGAUAAACAGCAUCCCAUUUGGAUUGGAGAAACUACCGAUGCCGGCCGGGUUACGUAACUCUUCUUCCCCUGUUAUUUACAUGUCCUAGUGUACCCACCCAUAUGUGUGUGUGUGGGUGGAUUCACCGAGGACACCCUUUUUUCCUAUUCCGCCUGGUGGAUUCAAUUUAUGGAUGGAGCACUUGGCCCGGCCUUAUUUCCCUGCCUUAAAGUCGGUUCGGCGCGCAUCCCAUCCGGACUGUAUCCAACCGGACGGGAGCGCAGUUGAGGUUCAGUCCCGCGUUCGCCGCGACGCCAUGGAGAACUUGCCCAGUCAAGUGCUUCCGAUUUUAUUCCGCAUUCAAAUCAUUUAAAGAAAUCAUGAAAAAUGGAUAGCAUCGCCAACUGUUCCAAUUAUUCUGCCCAGUUCGAUCCGACUGUGAGCCCAGUGACGCUCAGCCGGGUGGAGACGAUCGUUCAUUUGAUUUGCCUUUCCCAGGGCAUCCCCAUCAACCUGUUGAUUGGCGUCGUGAUCGCCCGCAACCGCCGCCUCCACAAUCCGCGCAACACUUUCUGGCUGGGCAUCAUCGUCCUCAAUUUGUUGACCAUUUUCAUGGCCGUCCUCAAACUUUUGGUCGUUCACGUCGACGAUCCGGCCCAUUUCACCUGUCUGCUCUUCUCCUUCAUGACGGGCAAACCCUACACCAUUUUACUCUUCAUCAUGCUCCUGGCCAUCUUAGAUCGUUACGUUGCUAUUACGUACCCGCUGUAUCACCGGGAACACGUCACCGUCCGGCUGGUCGUUUUCGUUCAAAUCGGAAUUUUCAUGGCCGUCUUCUUCCUCCUAUCGAUGCCGUUCAUCUUCAACUGGAUUCCACUGCGGUGCGGAUUCAAUUUGAUGAUGGGCAAGUGGACCAUGUUUGUGCGGUCGAUCCUGGUGACGCUGUGCAUCACCGCCCAGGUGAAAGUCUACCUGGUCACUCGACGAUACCUGAGACAGGCGGAAGUCCGUCCGCUGCCCAUUCCACUCCAGCAGAUGGCCAUCACGCCCCCAAACAAUGGGGAAGAGUCGCUGCGUCCGGCUUCCGCCACGGCGGAAGAAUCUUCCAGCUCCUUGUCGGCGGUGGCCAACACCAACAAGAACGCCCCGUUCUUUGUCCACCGCCGGAAUAAAACCGUCAGCAAACUGGAACUGGAGGCCAGUCUGACUCUUCUCGUCGGAGUCUCUACAUUGUGCAUCAUCACCGCGCCCAUGUUUAUCGUCUGCUUCGCUCUUUCCAUCUGUCAACAAGUGGGCGGAGAAUGCGCUGGAUUGGUCUACAUGGCUCCGUACGUCAGACAAUCGGCCCUGAUCCACGCAGUUUACGGGCCGCUCAUCUACAUGAUCCGCAGCCGGGAAUUCGCUUCCGCCGUCCGUAAAAUGCUGCGGCCCAACUCGGCUCGGCUUGACGACGUCAACUACUUUUGAUAAAUUACAUUGCGCAGCUAAAUUAUUUGUUGUAAAUAAUAUCCAGAUACUUUUGUUUGACAUCAAACUGAUUAAACUUAAAUACAUUUAUCUAAACUUGUA